GGUUUUAAGUUGCUGUUUUAUUGUUGGUUUCCCAGGAUUGUUGCUUUGCCCUCUUGACUGAAGCUGUCACGCCUUCUGCUGUGCAGGAGGCAGGUUCAGAUCCAAGCAGCCGCUCUGAUCUGUUUACAUUGACGACGUUGCGCAAAUGAGCGCCCAACCGCGAUGGGGCCCGGAGCAGGAACCGGUGAUUUCUUUUUCAUUUAUCCCUUUUUAAAAGGCGUAUCCAUAGAGGAAUUUCCACUUUGAUGCUUUGUGGAAACCUAUUAUUUGUGUUUUUUUUCUUCUUUUGUCAACUUUUGCUGGAGAGAGAAAAAAAAAAAGAAGAAGAAGCAGUGUCUCCAAGUCUCCAACUUGUUUCAGGGUUUUGUUGGAUUGACUCUUCCAGCAGUAAUGGCUUCUGCCAGGCUUGAUUACGUCGCUCCGUGGUGGACAUAUUGGCUGCACAAUUUUCCUCACUUCAAUUUUCUUUUCCAGUCGGUGGACAACACCUUCAGUCCGGAGGAGGCGAGCUACCAGCAGUCUCUAAUAGUUCUUGCGUGCGCUGGUGCUGUGGGUCUUGGUCUGAGCCUGCUGGCUCUGGCAGUGUACCUGGUGUGUUUGUGCUGCAGCAGGAGGAGGCUGGAUGAAGAAACCAAAAGGCCUGAUACCUGCUGUGCCACCUGGGCUGCUGUUAUCACAGGCCUCAUGAUAUGUUCUGCUGUAGGAGUGGGUUUCUAUGGGAACAGCCAGACCAACGAUGGGGUCUACCAGCUGACCUACUCGCUCUACAACGCCAAUCACACGCUGGGUAGCAUCAACAAUCUGGUUGCAGGAUCUCGUAACAACUUUGAAAGUGGACUCAAGCAGCACCUGGAGCGCCUCGAUGAGAUCUUCAGUACGAGGACGGACUACCUCCAAGCGCUGCGCUUCAUGCAGCUGAUGGUUAACAAUGUCCUCCGUGAGCUGACUGCUCUGCCAGACAUCAGCAAAACAGAGGCUYACUUGGCAGCCAUUGCAGACCAGACAGCUUUCAUUGAGUAUUACAGAUGGCUGACGUAUCUGCUGCUGCUCAUCCUUGAUCUGGUCAUUUGCCUGGCCAUGUGCUUGGGGAUAGCCAAGCAGUCUCGAUGUCUGCUUGUCAUGAUUAUGGGCUUUGUUAUCCUGUCCUUGGUCCUGAGCUGGGCUUCACUGGGGACUGGCACUGCUACAGCUGUGGGCACCAGUGACUUCUGUGUGUCUCCAGACAAGUUUAUUGUUAACCAAACCAAGGAUUUCCUCAGCGCAGAUGUUGCACACUAUUAUUUGUUCUGCAGUCCGAAUCUACCAAACCCAUUCCAACAGUCACUGACAGUCUGUCAGCGCUCACUGACCACCAUGCAAAUCCAGAUCCAGGGUUUGCUUCGGUUCGCCACGCCAAUUUUCCCCACUGCUCAGAGAGACCUUUUAGGGAUCCAGCGACUGUUAAACUCCACAGAGUUCAGUCUGCACCAGCUAACAGCUCUGCUCGACUGCCGCGGGAUACACAAGGACUACCUGGAUGCCCUAAUGGGUGUGUGCUACGAUGGGGUGGAAGGGCUCCUCUACCUCUCUCUGUUUUCUCUCCUGGUUGCUUGUGCUCUCUCUGCCAUGCUGUGUGUAAUUUUCCGCCUGUGGACAUUAAUGGGCAGCAGGGAAAAGGAGUACAACGACAUAGACGAGGAYGACCCAUUCAACCCCGAAGUACGCCGGCUUUCCUACAACCCCAGAAGGUCCAACACCCACAGCUUCUGCAGUUAUAUCAGCAGCCUCGGCAGCCAGGCCAGCCUUCAUCCACCUCCUCAGUCUACUUCUAUUUCUACCUUACCACCCCCUGAAUACAUGAAUCAGUCCAUGCUGUUUGGAGAGGCCCCUCGCUAUGAGAAUGUGCCGCUGAUAGGGAGAGGAUCACCGCCUCCCUCGUAUUCACCCAGUAUGAAGACUACUUAUCUGUCCAUGACUGAUGCRCAGAUCCGACACCUUGGUGGUGAGUUCCAGGUGUAGCCUGCCACCUGCRGACCCCCACGGUGCUUCAGUUUGAGGACCUGAACUCCCACCACGAAGGCUGUCUUUGUGACAUAAUCCUGUUUACGGGGACAACGGGCUGACGUCCAGUCCAAGGCAUGAAAGCGGGUCGUGUGACGUCGUUACUUCAGCAACACAUCAGCAUACCUCUAAGAAAGCUCUUAAUGCAGUUUGGAUAGAGUUGGCCUGAACAGACUCAUCUAAAAAAUGUACUUGUUCUUCGCUAGUUCUACAUCUCAAAUAAAUAAUUUCUAUGAUCCAGUUAGCAAAGUUUUGAACUCAAAAGAGCCAAUAAUGUUUUUUUUUCUUUAAAUAUUCAUGUGGCAUAAUAGGAUAAGAUCACUGGUCAAUAUUAGGAUUUUGAUGUCAUUUGAGUGGAGAAAAAUGACCACAUAAAGGCCUUCAAGCAAUGUAUGUUUGCUGUAUUUCCUUUUGCUUGGUAAAAAGAAUGUAUUGCAUUUGUUUCUUGGCCUUUUGUUUUAAAGGGUGUGUCAUGAACUGAGACGUCCCCUUUUAAAACUUUUCUAAAUCAUAAAGAAAUUAUGUUAAAAAAUUAAACAAAACGUUGGGAUUUUGUUUCCGAAUAGCCAAUGAUGCCUUUAAGAACAUGUCAAAUACAUGAGGUGUUUAAUGCAACUAUUUGAAUGGAGUUGUCAGUGUAAGUGUGCUGCAAUUUCAUUACAAAAUAAGAAUAUACAUGUAUUAUUUGUUGUAUUUUAUUUUGAAGCAAACAAUCCUGCAAACCAGUGUCACCAUGAUUGUUCGAAAUGGAAAAAAUUGAGGAUGAUGUGAUGUUCAUUUAAAAUACUUUGAUUUUUUUGGAAAUCUACAUGCUAUUUACAUGUCAAAUAAAGUGUKCAAGUAAACUGCUACACCACCUUAAAAUGAUGGAUUUACACUGACUCACUGUGUACUCUUCUGCUGUUACUACUUGUCUAAUCAGUACAACCCACUGUAAGAGUAUUGGGCUAAUUAGGAUUUGACCUGAAUCCUCAGUCUGUUGCAUGAAUGAUGGACAUUGUGUAGCUCUUCUCCAAAGUGGUUUUCAGAUUUCAGAAACCUAAAGAGACCAAACAGGCUGUGCGCAAAAUGAACUUAAGCAAAGCUAAAAAGUAAGCAAAUAAUUCCACAAUAAACUCUUUUUUUUUCUAUAA
Molecule: messenger RNA, 3173 nt
Organism: Austrofundulus limnaeus
Lineage: Eukaryota; Metazoa; Chordata; Actinopteri; Cyprinodontiformes; Rivulidae
Gene: ttyh2l
Product: tweety homolog 2, like
Exons: 14
Coding region: 391-1998 (535 amino acids)
Cellular component (GO): plasma membrane
Molecular function (GO): volume-sensitive chloride channel activity; intracellularly calcium-gated chloride channel activity
Source: RefSeq, a predicted model, not a curated record